Cooperia oncophora is the source of this 696-nucleotide messenger RNA. Lineage: Eukaryota; Metazoa; Nematoda; Chromadorea; Rhabditida; Trichostrongylidae. The record is from the annotation of a GenBank genome assembly.
AUGGAGAACCUGGAACACCGGGUAAACCAGGAGCACCAGGGCUGGCUGGAAUUGCUCCACCAGUUACCAUCGACUCGAAACAAGGGCUGUCGUGUCUGUCCACACGGAGCUCGCGGCCCACCUGGAUCUCCUGGAGAGCCUGGACCAAUGGGAGAGGAAGGUGCACCAGGUGCUCCGGGACGACUCGGGGAGCCAGGCAGGGAAGGAUAUCCUGGACAACCUGGAAUCCCUGGCGAAAGCGGUAAGCCUGGAAGACUAGGUGAACCAGGUGUUCCGGGAAGAGAAGGCACCCGUGGAGGUAAGGGACCUAUGGGAGACAAAGGAGAACCAGGACCACAAGGUCAAAAAGGACCAGCCGGCUAUCCAGGACGCGAUGGACAGCGUGGAAGCGACGGCGAGGUGGGACCAGCAGGACCACCAGGACAGAUUGGAAUGCCUGGCGAACCUGGUCAACAAGGUAUCAUGGGAGCACCUGGUAAUGACAACCUGGUCCCGAUGCAAACUACUGCAAGUGCCCAGAGCGUAGCUUGGGUGUUAAUCGCUAUUCCGAGAAGCCAAAGACAACUUCAGCGCCUGCAAGCAGCACCACAAGGUUAUGAUGCGCCUCCAACACCAGUGGUAGCGCCACCAGCAUCCUCUUAUGAAGCAGUUGAGGCGCCGCGCAACCCGUACCGCAAAUGGAAGUGGCUUCACUGA